Messenger RNA from Strongylocentrotus purpuratus (purple sea urchin), 3269 nucleotides. It is a transcript of the gene srsf1, whose product is annotated as serine/arginine-rich splicing factor 1. Bases 145 to 1044 code for a protein of 299 amino acids. The record is from RefSeq and is a predicted model, not a curated record. NCBI's taxonomy places the organism in Eukaryota, Metazoa, Echinodermata, Echinoidea, Camarodonta, Strongylocentrotidae. The transcript has 5 exons. Gene Ontology annotation, molecular function: mRNA binding. Gene Ontology annotation, cellular component: nucleus; cytoplasm; ribonucleoprotein complex.
CUUCGGCUUUCAAUCGAUCGUUCGUAACUGUUGUUGAGCGUCGUUUUCCAGCAGAAGCCGUUUUACCCUUGACCCACGCUAGAACAAGGAAGAAGGGUAAUUUAUUAUUUCUUUUGCCGAAUUAUCUGAAUAAGGUGAGAAGUCAUGGCAUCUCAAUCAGUUGUAAGGGGACCUGCUGGUAACAAUGAAUGCAGGAUAUAUGUAGGUAACCUUCCCCCCGAUAUCAGAGAGAAGGAUAUCGAGGACAUGUUCUACAAGUUUGGCUCCGUCGCAGAUAUCGACCUGAAGAACAAGAGACCACCUUCAUUUUCAAGCUCAGGAUCAGAAAGAGAACGAUUCGGAACACCCUUUGCUUUUGUGGAGUUUUACGACAGAAGGGAUGCCGAUGAUGCAGUGCUGGCACGAGAUGGAUACAAUUACGAUGGCUACCGGAUACGUGUAGAGUUUCCAAGAGGAACCAAAGGCUUCAAGGGCAGCCGCCCCAGGGGGCCACCACCAAGAAGAUCGUCAUAUCGCGUUAUUGUAUCUGGUCUACCUUCAACGGGCAGCUGGCAGGAUCUCAAGGACCACAUGCGUGAGGCAGGUGACGUUUGCUAUGCCGAUGUCUACAGAGAUGGAACAGGUGUGGUGGAGUUUCUCAGACCGGAGGACAUGAAAUAUGCCGUCAAACAGUUGGACGAUACCAAGUUUAGAUCGCACGAGGGAGAUGUCUCCUACAUCCGUGUCAAGGUUGACCCUACCAGUGGUUCUGGUCAAUCACGAAGUCGUUCUCGAAGCCCAUACGGUCGUGGUGGUGGUGAAGGCGGCGGUGGAGGUGGCCGCGGCCGUGAGGGUGGCGGCGGUGGUGGUGGUGGCGGCCGCGGCGGCGGUGGAGGCAGUGGUGGUGGUGGCGGCGGCGGUGGCUAUCGCUCCCGUAGUCGAUCCCGCAGCCCGAACUGGGGCGGUGGCAGCAAGCGUCGCCGAUCGCGGACCAGGUCCUUCUCCCGUUCCAGAUCACAUAGCUCCAGGUCCGGCUCGAGAUCGCGAUCCAGGUCCCGCUCGUAGUCCGAUCGUCAACCUACGUUCCUUCCGCCGAUCUCUGCCCACUGUGUUUCUACAAUACAUCGCUGCUAGGCAGGCUCCAUUGAUUUCCUGAUGCCAUAAAACUGUGUAUGUUACAAAAGACUGUAAAUAAUUUUUGUAGUGCUAGAAAUCUGUAUUUUGUAUUCUUGAUGCUUUUCAAUUGAAUAAUUUAGGUAACAUCUGACUUUGAUUUACUACUUUGGUAAUAUCGGGUAGGGCUUACAUUCUGACCCCUGGCUCUUAGCGAAGGGUUAAUUUAUUAUCCAUGCAAGUCCAUUAACGCCAUAUACCCAUAUUAUCCAUUCUAAGUCAAUGUACAGUGUAUUGCACUGAUUCAUUUUUUUUAUUACAAGUAAUCAUCAUUAUAUUAAACAGGAAAUACACAUAUUAGAGAGACGAUAUUAUAUUCUUUUUUUAAUAACAUGAAAAAAUGGCAGACAAAGUAUUUUUUGUAUUAUCGGUAGAUUUAUUAUUUCUCAUUGAAUCUUGAUUCCAAGUUUAAAUUCAAACGCCUACUUUGAUACAAAAUGAUUUCUUGAUGUAAGUGCUGUAAAUAGUGGAUGCAAAUUGUGAAUUAAUUGAAUUAUGUAAAUAAGUUUCUACCAUUCAAAUUAUAGAUCCAGGAUAGAAGGGAUUCAUUUUACAUGUAAUUUAUAUUUGCAGCACCUCCUUUUCCUCACAUGCAUGGUCUGUCUGUUUUUCUGUAUGUCUGCCUGUCCGUCUCAUUCUCUCUCUCUCUUAGAUGCUCUCUUCUCUACCUAGACAUUUUUCGAUGUUUUGUUUGCGUACUUCUUUCAGAUUUUUUAUUUGUCUUGCAAUUUCCAUCUUUGUUUCACCUCUACCUCUCUUUCUCCCCAGUUUCUGGUCCCUUCUUUAAACCCUCUUUCCUUCACACAUUUGUUUUUUAAAUCAUGAAUUUUGACAAUCUAAGAAAUGGCUUUUUAAGAUAGUUGCAGUGCUCAAGGUAAGAAAGGCAUGGUAUAAACUUUGCAAGUUCCAAUGAGUUUUAAAGUAGUUUAUUGUAAAUGUUUACUUUCAAAUUUGCAUGUGUAUACAGCUAUCGAUGGAAUACAAUGUAUCAAGAGCUUAGACGGGAUUUAGUCAUUACAGAAGUUUUCUCCCCCAUUUUAGUAGAAUAUAAUUUUGUAAAUACAUGUAUGCCUUUUACAGGAAAUAAUUCACUUUGUGUUAAAACCUUUUAAAAUAUGAAAGCAUAUAAAUCAAGAUAUUGUCCAUUAGCAGUUUGAAAUCAAAUAACUGUAUUGCUACUGAUUGGUUUAUGUGUGUUAACAUUGAUUCUUGUGACUUUUUGUGUUAACCUCCCAGAUUGACCCCUUCUGGAGGCAUUCAGGAAGGAGGAUCAUAAAAUCAGGCAUUAAUGAGGAGGAGUUGGAUUUGUGAAGAUCCAGGAAUCAGGGAUCCAAUAUAAAAAGACGGAUCCAUGGAAUGCAUUCAUAAUCCGGGAAUGAUUUUCAGGAUCGCAUUCCGGAAGUUGGAUGUGUCAGGAUUCAGGAUUCAGAGAUCAAAAAUAGAAUAGUCACAGAUCCACGGAAUGCAUUGAAAAUCCGGAAUAGUUUUCAGGAGCAAAAAUUCGGAUCCGGUGAUAAUUGGCUUUAGGGAUGAAAAUCAGAUCAGGAUCCGGCGAAUUCAGGAUCAUAGCAAGGAAUCAUUCAAGGAUCCAAUUUUUAAAGUAUUCAGGGAUCAAAGGAAGGAUCAGAUUGGAUCGCACCUCAAAUGGUCCUGUGAUCCGCAGGUAUUGAGGGAUCAGGUUUGGAUCAGAAUGAGAGCACAAGUAGAAGUCCGAUGAGCAUGGAUCAGUGGUCCGAAGAAUCAUGGAUCACUUAAUGAGAAAAGAAAGGAUAGAUCAGUAGGGGGAAAGGAAUCAAACAUUCGGUGGAUCAGAUCAAAAACGUCAUACCAUGAUUCACACCCUGGAGCGCUUGAUCUGGGAAGAGAGUCAAUUACCUCUUCAGGGAUCAAAUUUUGGAGUUUGGAUCAUUUCAUAAGGAAGGGAUCAUUGGACGGUAUGAUUUCAUUUUUGUUCACAUGAUAUACAUAAAUGUACACCUUCAUGUAUAUAUAUUACGGUAUGCACUUGUCAUUAUUUUUUCUUUGUUUUGUGCCAGUGUUGUGUUGUCCUUUUAUUCAUUUAGGUAGUCACAAUUUUUUAAAGCAGAAUUGAAAUAAAGAACCCUAUUCAGUCCAGA